Messenger RNA from Thalassophryne amazonica, 4795 nucleotides. It is a transcript of the gene zc3h11a, whose product is annotated as zinc finger CCCH-type containing 11A. The record is from RefSeq and is a predicted model, not a curated record. NCBI's taxonomy places the organism in Eukaryota, Metazoa, Chordata, Actinopteri, Batrachoidiformes, Batrachoididae. Bases 1686 to 3935 code for a protein of 749 amino acids. The transcript is spliced from 17 exons. Gene Ontology annotation, molecular function: metal ion binding.
GACAACGAAGAAGAAACGCUUCCACCUUGCGUCGAAGCUUUUGUGCUAAUAUAUCCUUCGACUUCACCGAGUAAAAAUAACCGAUUCUUUGUUUUUGUUUUUUGGUGUCACUUUGUCUUUCUCGAUCCACCGACUUUCUGGAUCAUUUUUACCUUUCUGAUUUUAAUUACACAAGACCUGGGUCGACGAGGCGAGCCGUCCGGUUCCACUCCUUGAAGGACCUUCAGUCUGUGAGUUCAUCCACACAACAUUUAGUUCAUCCACACAACAUUUAUCUUAGUGUCUUUGAGAAGCCUCUGAUCCACUGAGAGCAAGCGAUCCCAUUGGCCUGAUUAACAAUGUCAGCAGUGAAUGUCUUCAGGUCUGAGACGCAUUCCUGCUUUGAUGACGCUUUACUUCUUCUCCACGUGAAAAACAUGCCAUUGUUUAUGUUGCGUUCAAUGACAACUGGGAAAUCUGAAUUUCUGAACUCUGACCAGGAAAAAAAUCAGCGACAGCACAGAAUUAAUUUCCGAAUCCUUACGUCUGAAGUGAGGUUUAUCAAUCAUGGAUUGAGAUUAUUUCAAGAUAACAUGAGGACAUUUCUGCUGAAAUGCUCAGAUCUUCUGUUGUUAUUCCUGAUUGAAACUUGAGCCUCAACCUGUAUGUUGACGACUGUUUGUUUGUAGAAAAGCAACAGCGUGAACCUGGAAGGAGCCGUGGUUUUUCACCACUUUGUUCGUGGAACAAAUGAAGGUAUAAAAUGACACCAUGUCGAGUUCCCACUGCCGAGGUCCAUCUAACGCAGCCUUAUUCAGCCAUCAAACGCCGCUGGUUCAGCCGCGGUAUUUAGCCGCUGCCGCUCUGAUGGCAUGGCAUUUGGCAGUGAAACCACGGCUCUGGAAACCGGUGUUCCUGGACCAGCUCGGUCUGACGGCUGAAUAAAUGGUUUGAAGCUUCUGGUUGUCGUGUGGGCCAUCUACUGAGUCCAGCCAUGAUGAAACCAUCUCCUCACUCUCUCUGUGUGUGUGUGUGUGUGUGUCCUAAUAACUCUCUUCAGUUCCCAGGAAGUGUUUUUGGUUGACUUUUAGGUUUUAAUUCCUCCUCUUGGCCCUUUGUGAGGACCCCUGCAGAUUUCCCUCCUGAGGUCUUUGGCAGAAGAAAUUGUUUUUUUUUUCUUCCUUUUUUCUUCAGUGUUGGUUAUCAACUGCUGAAAACAUCUGGAAGCAUGAAUGUCCAAAUUUUUCUGCAUCUUCACCAUAUGGCUUCUCCUGCAAAAUGUCCUCAGCGUGUCCAAGAAGCUGGAGGUUUUUGUCCAGACAUCAGCCCAUGUCUCUUACUUUUUAUUUUUUCAUCUUAUUUUGGAUCCUAUUUUUGAUUUUGAUUUUUUAACUUUUUGAGCAGUUUUUCCCCAUUUGUAACCUUUCUCACAAAUAAAACAAAAAAAUCUCCAAAGGACUGUAGCUUCAGUCUUCUGUAAUGUUUAGCGGUCUGUGGGAGAGCCGUGUCUCUGGACCACCCACCCCCUGUUUGCUCUUAUCUCAUGGAUCAAGUGUUCCUUCAGGACUCCAUACUGUCACGGAGACAUCCUUCCAGCUGUGCGUGAAGGAGGGCCUCGUCUUCUCAGUCCCUCAGGUUCAGUGCCCUGAAGAGAAGUCCAAGUGAAAGUUUUCCUGUUCCUGUCACUUCCUGAGAGCAGUGUUGACAUGGCCAGCCACGGCGACGACUGCUUCUUCUAUUAUUACUCCACCUGCACCAAAGGAGACCGUUGUCCUUUCAGACACUGCGAGGCUGCGAUGGGUAAUGAGACUGUCUGUACUCUCUGGCGGGAAGGACGCUGCUUUCGCGCUCUCUGCAAGUUUCGCCACAUGGAGAUCACAAAAAACCGUAAGGAGAUCCAGUGUUACUGGGAAAACCAGCCAGCUGGCUGCCAGAAGCCGCAUUGUGCCUUCUUCCAUGAAAAGCCUCGCUUCGUUGACGGGAUCUUUGUCCCGCCUGAUAAAGGUGUCACCAAGAGCAAGGAAGUGCUGCAUGAGGAUCCAGCCCCGCCCCCACCCCCAGCCAAUCCACAGCUCAGAGGAGUAAUGAAGACAGAAACCCAUGUGACCAUACCAAGCCCCACCCACCCACCAGUGGUGAUUAACCCAGCAGACGAUGAUGAGGAUGAAGACGACCAGUUCUCAGAGGAGGGAGAAGAUGGCAAAGUUGGCUCUUCCAGAAAGCUUCAAGCGGUCCGAAACUCGGGCCCACUCCUCUGUGGAGAAAUGGGGAGACCACGAGGCAGCCUUGCUGAUAGGCUUGGACACAGAACGAUCGCCAACGAUGUUAACGUGGACAACGUCCCCCAACUGAAACGGAGUCUGGCUGAGCGACUCGGCAGAGUCGUAGCUUCAGGAGAGCUUGUGGUGCCCCCUCACAGAGCAGUGAAAUCCAUCAGAGACAGACUGGAUCUGCCUGCAGAGCCGGUGACACACCUUCAGCGAGCCGGCACCAGAGAUCCCGAACAGAUUCACAUCAAAACUCUGGAGGAGAUCAGACAAGAGAAGGCCACAGAGUCUCACAGACAGAAAGACGCCCAUUCACCCAAGACCCACGUCACAAAGUCCACCAAACCCACCAGGAGCAUCAAGAGAGCCAUCACCGUCAGAGACGCCUCCAUCGGCCAGGUGAAGACUUUCUCUGAGAUCCUCCAGGCCAAGAGCAAAGAACACCAACAGCAGGACCUGGUUCCCAGCCCCAAGAAGAGCAAAAACACAGGCAGAGCUGUGGCACAAGCCCACUCUGAGGCAGACACACACGGACCUGCUCGCGAAGCCCCCGACGUCAGUGAGGUUAGAGUCAAGACCCUGGAGGAAAUCCGCAGGGAGAAGGCAGCAAGGAUUCAGGUUCAGCAUGCCCUGCAGGCGGAGAAAAGGAGUGAGGAGAGGAACCCUAGGAGUGAGGAGAGGAACCCUAGGAGUGAGGAGAGGAACCCUAGGAGUGAGGAGAGGAACCCAAGUCCACUGCUCAUCAAGAAGCUGGCUGCCCAGCCUGGAAGAGUCAUGACCUCCAAGACACACAAAAGCCUGAGUGACACAUCUGAGUCAUCUGUCUCUCCGUGUCCUCAGACCAGCCACGCUCCUGAUGUCACAGUGAAGACCUUUGAGGAGAUCAUGCGUGAGAAACGCCUCCGAAAGCAGGAAAUGGAGCGAGCAUCCUCUGUGAACAAGGAUGAAUGUCCAGCUGCGGCAGAUUGUCCUCCGGCAGCAGAUGUGACCUCAGACUCUGUGAAGCGCAGCACUUCUGUGUGGCAGGAUGAAGCUAAAACCGUCUCCCAGAGGAGCCCACAGAAGCGUCCCAGCAGCAGUAGCUCCCCAGCACCAACACCAGCCCACCGGGCCCGAACAGAUCCACACAGUCCGACUAUGGAGGAAACCCAGACUGCCACCCAGAAGUCUCCAGAUCACAGCACAGACGCUAAAGUGAGACCCAAGCUGAAUGUGAAACCAUCUGUCAUGAAGCCUGCAGGGUGCGAGAGGCCAGGCCAGAAGAAGAGAGGGCCACAGCGGUCUGCCGUGGCUGCAGUCAAACCUCUGACCAGCGCCUCCUCAGGCUGUGACCAGCCAGUACAGGAGACUGCGGCUAAUGAAGGGCAGGUUGAUUUGACCUCAAACCUGCUGACCGAGCGAGACCAGCCUGCCUCUGUCUUGAAACAUAUUCCAAGUCAAAAACCCAAGCUGAGCAUCAGUGCUGCUGCUUCCAGGGAGACGGGUGCUGUUCCUCAGAGCCCCGGACUGAAGCGUCCUGCUCAGCUGAAGUCCUCCCGAUCCUCUGUCGGCGGUGCAGCAGCUCCCCCAGUGGACGACUUUGACGACCUCAUCAACGAGUUCACUGAAGGUGAUCUGGAAGAUGAUCUGGACCCCGACAUCGGAGAGGACGACCUGCUGCUGGAGCUGUCAGAAAUGAUUGACAGCUGAGUGUCACUUGGUGUAGUACUUUGGUCCUGUGUACUGAGUACACACUGUGUGUAAAUAGGAGUGAAGCAGGAAAAAAAGUUUUGACUGUAACAGAGUCACUUCCCACAGGAUUCAAACCGUCACACGUGCAGACAGCACAUGAUGAUUACAGGGCGGGGCAGUGGUCACAUGAUGGCUGUGUGGCUUCAGUCUCCAGACGGUGGCGCUCUUGCUGCCAAAAUGCUUCAUGGAUUUUCAUCAUUUCAUUUUUUAAAGAUGAGCACAAAUAAUUUUUCAGGCCAGAAACUGUUUUUGUCUGUCAGACGGAGGAGAAAAAGAACCAGAGGUCGUGACCUGAAGUGGCGUUCAGAGGUAGAGGGUCGGUCGGGACGGAGGUUCUUCAGAAAGUUCCUUUGACUGACCGUCUGGAGUUGUGUUGGUUUUGGGCCUCAGUCCUGCCCGUGUCCUGGAGCCUCUCUGGUUCUGUUGGUAACAGCAGGAUGGUUCCUCCUGGAGGUACUGAGGCUGUCCCGCUCACUCCGCUCAAUCUGUGUCUCUGUUCUUCAUCCUUUGGUGAUGACAAACAUCCACCUGGCUGAAGGUCCAACAGUCAGGACCACAGCAAACCUGUUCCCUCAGGGACAGUACCAUCAGGUUCCUGCCCCCUGACUGCUGCAUGGCUCUGGUGUGUUCUGUAGAAGACGGGGACAGGUGGACGUCCUUCAUCCAGUCCAGCUAGCGGGAAAAAAGCCCUGAAAACAUUUGAUUUCUUUGUCGUUUUUUUCUCCUGCUUAUUUUAACGUCAUUAACUUUUAUUUGAUUUUAAUGUUUCCACACUGUCUCCUUUUGUUUCAUGUAAUAAAUCCUGUUUUAUUUAUAGA